AUGGCGUCCGUAGGCAGAGUAAAAAUUGCGACGGUGUCGAACGGCGCGCAGGUGUGGGUGGUGGAGUUCUUCCCGCUGGUGGCGGAGGGGCUGCAGCUGCCGCCGUCGUUCGGCGAGGUGUCGUUCGACCCGGAGGGCGUGCUACAGGGAGUCGUGUCCGACGACGUGUGCGCCUCGCAGCCCUGCCUGCACAACGCCACUUGCACCAACACUUGGAACGACUACACAUGUUUAUGCCCUCGUGGUUACAAAGGCAAGCAAUGUGCUGAAGUGGAGUUUUGUCAGUUACAAGGUUGUCCCCUCAAUUCACACUGUCGCAACCUUGAUGGCGGGUACGAGUGCGUGUCGAACGCGACGUUCGACGGCGUGAGCACGGCGCUAAGCUACCGGCUGCGCGCGCCGUCCGCCUUCCUGGCGCAAGAUGCCGCGCCCCGCCCGCCGUCGCCCGCCAGCCUCACCAUCACCUACAGGAGUAAGAGCGGCGGCACCCUAUUCCACGCGGAGCUAAACGAGUGGUGGUUCAGCGUGGGCGUGUACAAGGAGCAGGUGACGGUGCAGUGGCGUCUGGGCGGCGGGCUGCCGGCGUUGCGCCGCAUGCGCACGCGCCGCGACCACCUGCAGUGGGGCACACUGCGGCUGCGCCUGGCCGAUGGACAAGUGGCGGGUGCGUUCGUGGAGUCUGAGGGCGAAGAGGAGGUGGGAUUUACGGCGUCCAUCGAUGUGGAGGCUUGGCAACGCCUCAUGCUGGAGGGCGAGCUGCAGCUGGGUGGGUUGCGGCGGCCGCGCGGCGCUGCCACAGCCACCACCGCUGCCACUGCCACCAGCGUUGCAACUGCCGCCGCCACCAGCUCCACGCUAGCUGCCGUGGAGAAUUCAACAGAGACUGUGUGGGAGUACUCAGAGGGCGAUGAUUUCAUCAGCGACAAUUUGUCGGGCGAGUACUUUAAGGGGUGCAUGGGCGCGGUGCACGUGGGCGAGCUGCUGCUGCCGUUCUUCAGCGAGGAGGAGCUGUUCGUGGGCGCCACCGCCUCGCUGCUUGCCAGGCAGCCCUACUACGCGCUGCUAUCGGGACGUCCAUGGGGUGCUUCCCAGGGUGUGGGCUGCGUGUUGUGCCUGGAGCAAGACUGCCAGCGCGGCGGACACUGCACCGACCUGCGCAGCUCCUACGCCUGCACUUGCCCGCCUGGAUACGCCGGCGAUUACUGCGAGAUCGACGUGGACGAAUGUGAAUCGAAUCAAUGUCAGAAUGGGGCGACGUGCAAGGACGGCGUAGCAAUGUACACUUGUAUCUGUCCGGAAGGCUUUGAAGGCGAACUGUGCUCGAUGGACGUGGACGAGUGCGUGUCGUCGCCGUGCGCCAACGGUGGCACGUGCAGCAACGUGGCGGGCGGGUUCGUGUGUACGUGCGCGGCCGAGUGGCGCGGCGCGCGCUGCCAGCUGCCGCGCGAGCGAACGUGCGCGCACGCGCCCUGCGCGCCCGCGCGCGCCGCCUGCAGGGACCAGCCGCCCGACCGGCCAACUGGUAACAACUACACGUGCGACUGCUUCGAGGGUUAUGAGGGCGUGCACUGCGAGUUCGCGUUCUGCGAGUUGGAGCCCUGCGUGCACGGCACCUGCGUCAUCGAUGCCAACCCGCCGCAGUGUGCGUGUGCUGAGGGCUACAGCGGGCGGCUGUGCGAGGCGGCGCGCGACGCGUGCGCGGACGCGGGCGCCGCCGCCUGCCUGCACGGCGGCCGCUGCCUCGACCGACGCGGACACUUCCUCUGUGACUGCACUAACACAGGUUGGACGGGUGCGCGCUGCGAGACUGACGUGGACGAGUGCGGUGCAGCGCUGGUCAACUGUGGGCCCGGUCGUUGCCGUAACUUGCCCGGCUCUUACACCUGCGAAUGUUCGCCGGGCUACUGCGGCGACGAAUGCAAGCUACCGGACCCGUGCUACGAGGUGGUAGUGCGUGACGAUGGCACGGAUGCUGCGGAUGUUGCGGACCCCGAUCUCCCGCAAAGCAACGCCACCGAACCGUCGGGUCCCUGCCAGAACGGGGCCCGCUGUGAGCAGCGCUGCUCCUCUCGAGUGGACUACGUGUGCCACUGUGUUGACGGCUGGGCUGGCAAAAACUGUACGCAGCAGGCGGUGGGCGGGGCGGCGGCUAGCGGUGGCGGGGCGGGCCAUGCGGCACUGGGCGCAGGACUGGCGCUGGCGGCACUGGCGUUGGCGGCGGCGGGCGGCGCGGCGCUGGCGGCGCAGGCGCGGCGCAAGCGUGCCACGCGCGGCACCUACUCGCCCUCGGGCCAGGAGUACUGCAACCCGCGCGCCGAGAUGAUGCACCACGCGCUCAAGCCGCCGCCCGAGGAGCGCCUCAUAUAG
Parnassius apollo (apollo) is the source of this 2367-nucleotide messenger RNA. Lineage: Eukaryota; Metazoa; Arthropoda; Insecta; Lepidoptera; Papilionidae. The record is from the annotation of a GenBank genome assembly.